Molecule: messenger RNA, 928 nt
Organism: Arabidopsis thaliana (thale cress)
Lineage: Eukaryota; Viridiplantae; Streptophyta; Magnoliopsida; Brassicales; Brassicaceae
Product: Acyl-CoA N-acyltransferases (NAT) superfamily protein
Exons: 1
Coding region: 111-638 (175 amino acids)
Molecular function (GO): transferase activity; acyltransferase activity, transferring groups other than amino-acyl groups; acetyltransferase activity
Source: RefSeq, marked reviewed
GGCCUUUCAAUCCUAAUAGAAUCAUCACUUCCAAAUAUUUACAUUUGUUGCAUUUUUUGUGUAUAUUAUUAGAUUAUAGUAAGAGAUUUAUAAAACUAACAAAAUUUUACAUGAUCAUGGAAUCACCAAGAAUCUUCCUCCGGCCGUUCAAUCUCUCCGAUGCAGAAGACGUCUUUAAAUGGGCCGGUGACGAUGACGUCACACGUUACCUCCGUUGGGACUCCGUUAACUCCUUAGAAGAAGCUAAACAACACAUCUUAAACAAGGCUAUACCACACCCAUGGCGCCGUUCCAUCUCUCUCCUCCAAGACGGUCAUUCGAUUGGUUACGUAUCCGUCAAGCCAGACUCCGGUGAUGGUCGGUGCCGAGCCGACCUCGCAUACGCUGUCGCUAAAGAGUUUUGGGGGCGGGGGAUAGCCACAGCGGCGGUGAGGAUGGCGGUUGAACAAGCUUUGGAGGAUUUUCCGGAGGUGGUGAGGCUACAAGCGGUGGUGGAGGUGGAGAACAAAGCGUCCCAAAGGGUUUUGGAGAAAGCUGGAUUUCGAAAAGAGGGUUUACUUGAGAAGUAUGGUUUUAGCAAAGGAGUCAUCAGAGACAUGUUUCUCUAUAGUUACGUUAAAGAUGAUUGUUUUGUGUGAUAGUUAACGGUAAAAAUAAUGGAGAAAGUAACUAAAUAAUAUCCGGUUUUUACCGUAAUCUGAAAUGUUACAAUAUCAAACGUACGUUAGGUUUGAAGAGAUAAAGAUGAUUACGGCAACAAAUGAUGGUUGUCUACAUGUUCUUGUCAUGUCAUAAUUAAGUUUAAGUCGUGUCGUGUGUCUACGGUGACUCAACCACAUAUCUUUCUUUCUCUGAAUUCUGUCUUGUUCGUGAAAAUAAUCUCUAUAGUAGUAAUCUUAACGUCAUGAAUUGGAUAAUGAUAUUGACG